CAAGCCCUACUCUCACACCCAGCACUAGUACUCUCUCAAAUUGUAUCAUUCACAAUGGCUGCUUCCGCAAUGGCUCUCUCAUCUCCUUCUUUGGCCGGAAAGGCUGUGAAGCUCGGCCGAUCCGCCUCCGAGCUUCUCGGUGAAGGAAGGGUCACCAUGAGAAAGACUACAGCCAAGCCCAUCUCAUCCGGUAGCCCUUGGUAUGGUCCUGACCGUGUCAAGUACUUGGGCCCCUUCUCCGGUGAGCCUCCAUCCUAUCUCACAGGAGAAUUCCCCGGUGACUAUGGCUGGGACACUGCCGGGCUAUCGGCUGACCCCGAGACCUUCGCCAAGAACCGCGAGCUUGAGGUCAUCCACAGCAGAUGGGCUAUGCUUGGAGCCCUUGGUUGUGUCUUCCCUGAGCUCCUUUCACGUAAUGGAGUGAAGUUUGGCGAGGCCGUGUGGUUCAAGGCCGGUGCCCAAAUCUUCUCUGAAGGUGGAUUGGACUAUUUGGGUAACCCUAGUUUGAUCCAUGCACAGAGUAUUCUAGCCAUCUGGGCCACACAGGUUAUUUUGAUGGGGGCUAUUGAAGGCUACCGUGUUGCUGGUGGGCCUCUUGGUGAGGUGACUGACCCGCUCUACCCCGGUGGCAGCUUUGACCCACUUGGGCUUGCUGUUGAUCCUGAGGCUUUCGCUGAGUUGAAGGUGAAGGAGAUUAAGAAUGGUAGGUUAGCCAUGCUCUCCAUGUUUGGGUUCUUUGUUCAGGCCAUUGUGACUGGAAAGGGGCCUUUGGAGAACCUGGCUGACCAUCUUGCUGACCCUGUUAACAACAAUGCUUGGGCUUAUGCCACAAACUUUGUCCCUGGCAAGUGAGUGACUAGGGGAGUGUCUUCAUGGGGAACAGGUCCUUCCAUUUGAGUGUGCACUUGAUGAGAUUAUUGUUUCUGAUAUAAAUUGAA
Molecule: messenger RNA, 938 nt
Organism: Macadamia integrifolia
Lineage: Eukaryota; Viridiplantae; Streptophyta; Magnoliopsida; Proteales; Proteaceae
Product: chlorophyll a-b binding protein of LHCII type 1-like
Exons: 1
Coding region: 55-852 (265 amino acids)
Biological process (GO): response to light stimulus; photosynthesis, light harvesting in photosystem I
Cellular component (GO): chloroplast thylakoid membrane; chloroplast envelope; plastoglobule
Source: RefSeq, a predicted model, not a curated record